Molecule: messenger RNA, 3945 nt
Organism: Ipomoea nil (Japanese morning glory)
Lineage: Eukaryota; Viridiplantae; Streptophyta; Magnoliopsida; Solanales; Convolvulaceae
Product: cellulose synthase A catalytic subunit 2 [UDP-forming]-like
Exons: 14
Coding region: 351-3596 (1081 amino acids)
Biological process (GO): plant-type primary cell wall biogenesis; cellulose biosynthetic process
Cellular component (GO): plasma membrane; trans-Golgi network
Molecular function (GO): cellulose synthase (UDP-forming) activity
Source: RefSeq, a predicted model, not a curated record
GAAUGUAAACCCAUAGCUCACAAUCUCACACUCAUCUUUUAACUUUUUUUGGGAUUUGUUUUGAGGAUUCUUUGGAUUUACUCCCUAUUAUUAACUUACGCGUACUCUAAUUACUUAAAUCAUUGGAAUUCUCCAGCUUUCUAUUAAUCAUUUCGGCCCCCUUUUUCUUUUUAAUUGGCAUUGCCUUUUUCUCUCACCAGCUGCUUUUCCUUCUUGUUGGGUUUUGAUGGGGGGUUUACGCUAAAAGGGGGAACCUUUGGGUUUAGUUGAUUAUUGGCACUGAAAGCUUGAAUCUUUGACCUGGAUUCUUGGGUAAUUUCAGUAUCCGUGAUUUCGUGGAGGUUCUGGGAAUGGCUAUGAAUACUGGAGGAAGACUUAUUGCUGGUUCUCACAAUAGGAAUGAGUUUGUGCUCAUCAAUGCCGAUGAAAUCGGUAAAAUAAAAUCAGUGCGGGAAUUAAGUGGCCAAAUAUGCCAGAUUUGCGGGGAUGAGAUAGAGAUCACAGCAGAGGGAGAAGUCUUUGUUGCUUGCAACGAAUGUGCUUUCCCUGUAUGCCGGCCUUGCUACGAGUAUGAGAGAAGAGAGGGAAACCAGGCCUGCCCUCAGUGCAAAACUAGGUACAAGCGUCUCAAAGGUAGUGCUCGGGUUGACGGGGAUGAGGAAGAAGAUGGCAUUGAUGACUUAGAGCAUGAGUUUGACUGUGAUGUUGAAGCUUUGGGCGGUGCUGGGACAGUUCCUUCUUCCCAUUGCCAUGGCGGUCAUGCUAGUUCAUCUGGAAACGAAGCAUCUAGCCCUGGGUUAGAAAUCCCUCUUUUGACCUAUGGUGAAGAGGACGUUGAAAUCUCCUCCAAUCAUAAUGCACUCAUACUACCUUCAUCUGCUAGUGUUGUAAAUGGCGCUUCUCCUUAUGGCGAGCCAUCUGCAUCUGCGCAAUGUAGGCCAAUGGUUCCAGAGAAGGACAUUGCAUUAUAUGGCUAUGGAAGUGUGGCAUGGAAGGACCGCAUGGAGGACUGGAAGAAAAAGCAGGGCGACAAGCUUCAGGUGGUAAAGCAUCAGGGCGGAAGCAUUGAUGGAAAUGAAUUUGACGAUACUGAUUUGCCAAUGAUGGAUGAAGGGAGACAGCCCCUGUCGAGAAAAUUGCCGAUUCCUUCAAGCAAAAUAAGCCCAUACAGGAUUCUAAUUAUUCUCCGCCUCGUCAUUCUUGGCUUGUUUUUCCAUUAUCGGAUUCUUCAUCCAGUUGCAAAUGCGUAUGGUUUGUGGUUGACUUCAGUGAUUUGCGAGAUAUGGUUUGCGGCAUCAUGGAUUCUCGAUCAGUUCCCAAAGUGGUACCCAAUAGUUAGAGAAACAUACCUUGAUCGGCUAUCGCUUAGGUACGAGAGAGAAGGAAGGGCGUCUGAACUGGCGCCUAUUGACGUUUUCGUCAGCACAGUUGAUCCAAUGAAAGAGCCUCCGUUAAUCACUGCAAAUACAGUUUUAUCCAUUCUUGCUGUGGAUUAUCCUGUCGAAAAAGUAUCGUGCUAUGUCUCGGAUGAUGGUGCUGCAAUGCUUACGUUUGAAGCCCUUUCCGAGACAUCUGAAUUUGCUAGGAAAUGGGUUCCCUUCUCCAAAAAGUUUAAUAUCGAACCCCGGGCUCCAGAAUGGUAUUUUUCUCAGAAAAUUGACUAUCUGAAAGACAAAGUUAACCCGGCAUUCGUCCGGGAACGGCGUGCAAUGAAGAGAGAAUAUGAAGAAUUUAAAGUUCGGAUAAAUGGUUUGGUUGCAAUGGCACAAAAAGUUCCCGAGGAAGGCUGGACAAUGCAGGAUGGUACUCCUUGGCCGGGAAACAAUGUCAGAGAUCAUCCCGGUAUGAUCCAGGUUUUCCUUGGUCAAGAUGGCGUUCGAGAUAUUGAAGGAAAUGAGUUGCCUCAGUUGGUUUACGUUUCUCGUGAAAAGAGACCUGGAUUCGAUCAUCACAAAAAAGCGGGAGCGAUGAAUGCGUUGGUGCGGGUUUCGGCCGUUAUCUCGAACGCUCCUUUCCUUCUGAAUGUUGACUGCGACCAUUAUAUCAAUAAUAGCAAAGCGUUGAGAGAGGCCAUGUGUUUUAUGAUGGACCCCACUUCCGGGAAGAAAAUCUGCUACGUGCAGUUUCCGCAAAGGUUUGACGGGAUUGAUCGUCACGAUAGAUACUCGAACCGAAAUGUUGUAUUUUUUGAUAUUAACAUGAAAGGCUUAGACGGUAUACAAGGACCAAUUUACGUUGGAACUGGAUGUGUAUUCAGAAGGCAAGCACUUUAUGGAUAUGAUGCUCCUUCGAAGAAGAAGCGGCCAAGUAAAACUUGCAAUUGUUGGUCGAAAUUGUGUUGCUGUUUUGGGCGUAAAAAGAACGGGAAAGGAAAAACAAAGAGAAAUACGAAGAAGAAAACAAAGCAGAGGGAUACGUCGAAACAAAUACAUGCACUUGAGACGAUUGAAGAAGGAAUUGAAGAAACGAGUGUUGAUCCAUCUCAGGCUUCCCAAACUAAGCUCGAGAAAAAAUUCGGCCAAUCUCCUACUUUUAUAGCCUCGACGCUUUUAGAAAAUGGAGGUGUUCCCAAUGCUGCUAGUGCCACGACACUCCUAAAAGAAGCCAUUCAUGUUAUCAGCUGCGGUUAUGAAGAUAAAUCGGAAUGGGGAAAGGAGGUUGGCUGGAUUUAUGGGUCCGUUACGGAAGAUAUCUUGACGGGAUUCAAGAUGCAUUGCCAUGGUUGGCGGUCUGUGUAUUGCAUGCCUAAACGACCUGCAUUCAAGGGUUCCGCUCCUAUCAAUCUCUCGGACCGUCUCCACCAGGUUCUCAGAUGGGCUCUUGGAUCCGUCGAGAUUUUACUCAGCAAGCAUUGCCCGAUAUGGUAUGGCUAUGGAGGCGGCUUGAAGUUUCUGGAAAGGUUUUCGUACAUAAAUUCUGUUGUAUAUCCUUUGACCUCCAUUCCUUUGAUCGUGUACUGUUCCUUACCGGCCAUCUGCCUCCUCACCGGGAAAUUUAUUGUUCCCGAGAUCAGUAAUUACGCGAGCAUUGUGUUCAUGGCGAUGUUCAUCUCUAUUGCUGCCACGGGUAUCCUUGAGAUGCAAUGGGGUGGCGUUGGAAUAGACGACUGGUGGAGAAACGAGCAGUUCUGGGUAAUUGGCGGUGCUUCCUCGCACCUCUUUGCUCUCUUCCAAGGUUUGCUCAAGGUACUGGCCGGAGUCGACACGAAUUUCACUGUCACGUCGAAAGGAGGCGACGACGGGGAAUUCUCCGAGCUCUAUAUCUUCAAGUGGACAUCGUUGUUAAUACCCCCGAUGACUUUACUCAUAAUAAACAUAAUCGGGGUCGUGGUUGGUGUCUCGGAUGCAAUCAACAACGGGUACGAUUCUUGGGGCCCCUUGUUCGGUAAGCUGUUCUUUGCUUUCUGGGUCAUCGUUCACCUCUACCCGUUCCUGAAAGGUCUGAUGGGAAAGCAAGACCGCACCCCGACCAUAGUCGUGGUGUGGUCGAUCCUCCUGGCUUCGAUAUUGACCCUGCUGUGGGUAAGAGUCAACCCCUUCGUCUCGAGAGACGGGCCCGUAUUAGAAAUCUGCAAUCUGAACUGCGAUGACCGAUAGAAAUCUGCGGGUCUGAAUAGCGUCGACUGAGAGUGAUGCCACGAGCCCUUUAGUCGUCGUCGUUGGACAUGGCUUCUCAGCCAGAAAUAUAUUAUAGUGUGUUCUGAGAUUAUUAUUUGUCACAAGAGAAGAUAGAAGGGAAUAAAGAGUAGGGGGGGUGAUGGAGCUGUGUAGAUAUGAAAUAUCCAUACAGUAUUUGUUUAGCAAUUGUUUCAUUUGUUAAGUUGUAUGUUUAUUGAUUUUUUUUGCAUUUUGGUAUAAUCUCCUCUCCUCUUCAAAGGAGUGUAAAUUUUGUUCCAUUACUGUAAGUGAAGAAGAUUGUGUUCUAUAUUAUUGGAAUCUGGUUCUG